Messenger RNA from Salvelinus namaycush (lake trout), 2109 nucleotides. RefSeq lists its product as uncharacterized. The record is from RefSeq and is a predicted model, not a curated record. Gene Ontology annotation, molecular function: nucleic acid binding. The transcript has 7 exons. NCBI's taxonomy places the organism in Eukaryota, Metazoa, Chordata, Actinopteri, Salmoniformes, Salmonidae. Bases 1 to 2109 code for a protein of 702 amino acids. Gene Ontology annotation, biological process: DNA integration.
AUGAAGGAGAUUGCACGCAGCUACUGUUGGUGGCCAGGUCUGGACGCAGCUAUCGAAGACAAGGUCAAGUCAUGUUCUGCAUGUCAAAAGAUGAGGAACAUGCCUCAGCUAGCGCCACUACCCCCAUGGGACUUCCCAGAGGAGCCUUGGCAGCGAGUCCACAUAGACUAUGCAGGCCCACUGGAGGAUCGUAUGUUCUUAGUCGUAGUUGACGCACACAGCAAAUGGCCUGAGGUCACAGCGAUGAAGAGCACCUCAGCGGAGAGAACCAUCGAAGAGCUACGGUCAAUCUUCAGUCGCUUCGGCUUGCCAACGCAACUCGUUAGUGAUAAUGGCCCCCAACUGGUGUCUGAAGAGUUCCGGUCAUUCAUGGAAGCAAAUGGAAUUCAGCACAUCAAGUCAGCGCCGUAUCACCCUGCAACGAACGGCCUCGCUGAAAGGUUUGUCCAAACGAUGAAGCAAGCUUUAAAAUCAUCACAAGGGAACGGCUCCCUCAAUAGGCAUCUAAACACCUUCCUGUCAACCUACAGAAACACUCCCCACGCUACAACCAAAGUGGCACCCGCGUCAGCCAUGAUGAAAAGACAGCUUCGCACGCGACUCGACCUCCUGAGACCUCCAAAGACGAAACAGGUUGUGAAGACACAACAGAGAGCACAGGUGGAGAGACGGAGCAGAGCAAAAGACAGAAGCUUCAUAGCUGGAGAGAGAGUUCUUGCUCGGAACUACUGCAAAGGUCCAAAGUGGAUACCAGCCACAGUGGUUGCACAAACAGGGCCUGUGUCCUACACAGUUCACACACUGGAAAACAUAAUCUGGAGGAGACAGGUGGAUCAACUGUUGCCAGGAACCAACCUCAGAGAUGACUCAUGUCAAGUGACAAACCAAGAUCAGCUACUGGAGACCUACCAUGACUACGAGCUAUCACCUGAACAUCCACUGCAGCAACCUACAAAUGUGGAAAGUGCUCCAGACUCACCUGAACCAGCCAGAGUGCCUACUCAGGACCCAAGUUGUGAAGAGCUGACAACUUUAAAGAUGAUCACACUGUGUCUGAUAUUUCCACUUCUCGUAGAGAUGGUUCAUUGGGUAGCUGGGAUUGAAUCUUUAUCCAUACGUCAGGAGAGUGGUCUCAUGUCAGCCAAAAUUGGAGACACAAUGAUUUUGCGUUGCUUCUAUGAAGGCGACAUGGCCAUGCAUUUCUCCUGGUACAAGCAACCCUUGGGAGAAAUACUUCAGCUCUUCUCAACCGUUCAUUAUAACUAUGACAGGAAUGCAACAUUCUACUAUGAGUUUAAGGAUAACUCUCGCUUCUCAGUGGAAAAUGGCCCAAAAAAGAAUCACCUAAGGAUCUCAGACAUGCAACUCUCUGAUUCCGGCACUUACUACUGUGGAAAUGCUUAUACCAAUAGGGUGGAGUUUGGAAAAGGAGUUAUUCUCAUUGUAGAAGGUUCAGGUUCCAGAAACAUGCCUAUACUCCAGCAAUCUGUGUCUGAGUCAGUCCAGCCAGGAGACUCUGUGACUCUGAACUGUACAAUACACACUGAGACCUGUGCAGGAGAACACAGUGUCUAUUGGUUCAGACGUGGCUCAGGAGAAUCCCAUCCAGGAAUAAUUUACACCCAUGGAGACAGGAGUGAUCAGUGUGAGAAGAGCCCUGAUGCUGGGUCUCCUACACAGAGCUGUGUCUACAACCUCCCCAAGAGGAACCUCAGCCUCUCUGAUGCUGGGAUUUACUACUGUGCUGUGGCCUUAUGUGGGGAGAUACUGUUUGGGAAUGGGACCAAGCUGGACAUUCAAGUUCCAGAGCAUGAUUCUCCAUUUGAUCUAAGUCCUACUGUUCUUGCCUUGGUCGUGUCCAACAUCGUUCUAGGGAUAGUGACCCUUCUGCUUGCCUGGGCGCUUUACACGAAUCUGAACAGACAUCACAGAGGGAGGAAAGAUGGUCCAACAUCCCAGGGGAAUCAGAAUCAAGACAGUGACGUGUUGAACUACGCUGCUGUGAGUUUCACUCCCAAGAAGAACUCUUCCUCCUCCAGAAGAACAAGAGGGAAGACCAGCAGAGAGGAUGCAGUGUACUCUGAGGUCAGGUACCUUCAGCAGGAGUGA